Messenger RNA from Tilletiaria anomala UBC 951, 4043 nucleotides. RefSeq lists its product as uncharacterized. The record is from RefSeq and is a predicted model, not a curated record. NCBI's taxonomy places the organism in Eukaryota, Fungi, Basidiomycota, Exobasidiomycetes, Georgefischeriales, Tilletiariaceae. The transcript has 2 exons. Bases 170 to 3928 code for a protein of 1252 amino acids.
UUCUGCUCGAACUGCAGUUGCGGCGCUGUUCAGCGUUCGGUCUGUCGACUAAGUAUCCUUGGCUGCGCGUAGAGCCUGCCCAUCAGUCCGCCUGACGAACGGCAUACCCUGCGGGAGUCGCGUCCCCGCGCCGGGUGACCACCAACGCGCACUCGUCUAGCAUGCUACGAUGGACAGCCUCGACCUGUCGUCUCGGACUGCAGAGAAUGUGUCGGACCGAUCAUCCAUGACUCUCCCCGUGCAGCACAGCCUCCGUAUCGGAGUGGGUGUUGCCGGCGGCGGCGGCUCGGCCGCAUCUUCCAGUACGACUCUUGUCAGCAAUGGCAGCUUGCUCUCUGGCUCAUCACUGUCCAUACACGUUUCCGCCGUCGAGCGCAUCUUAGCCGCGGAAGCGCGUCCGAGAAAUGCAGAAGAUGAUGAAGAGUCAGCAGUAGUUCAUUAUGACGUGGCAGAUGCCUCGAAUGUGCUGCCAAGACGAGGUGAUGGGAGACACAUCAAUUGUGUGUUGAGCCCUACGGCAUCCUACGCGUACCCUCUGGCCUCCGCGUCGGGCUCAGUCUCAAGAUCGCGGUCCAUCUCACCGAUCUCCUCUGGCGCCGCCUCUCCUCCUUGGUACGCAAGUGAGCUGGCAUUGACGCGCGAUGCCCAAGUCGACAGCCAUUUGCCUACCUUUACCGGGGCAGAUGGGAGCACUGUGACGCGCGAUACAUCGCUCCAAAGUUCCGAAGGCUCGCGACACCAAAUACGCAAGCGCCAUUCGGACAUUCAGCGCAUCAAAGCUCUCCUCACCAACAUGCAAGCGGAUGGAGAACCUGCGCCGCCUUCGACACUCGAGCACCGUGUGAUCCUGCCGCGACAGCGACCGAGGCGGAGAAGCCGUGCACCCCACCUUUCACGCGAGUUGAGGGGACACGAAACACCACCUGAAACCACAAGUCGUGCUGGCGUAUUUGCUAGCCCGCCAGAGGCUCUAGCGAGCUUGUCUCAUGCACGUCGUCGACACUCGUCACUAGAAGGAAACCCGAGCACCAGUAGCAGCAACAAGCAAACAGACGUCAUGAGUGGCACGAGCAGUACUGCCCGUCCGCCGAAUGAAACGCUCGUCAGCGAUCAUGUCUCGUGGCCCUCGUCUUCGUCCUCAUCUUCAUCCUCGGUUUUAGAGGAUUCGACCAGGACAAGGGGAGGUGAGAUGUUGCAAUCACUGCACCAGCAUCCGCCUUAUCGUUUUGGUGGCUCUACGACUGGCAAGCCACAAGACCAGGAACCCGACAUCGAGCAGGGGAGCCUGAGCAUCAGGCGCAAAGUCCAGCCGAGAGCGCGACCUCAAAUUGGUGACAUUGAAGAUGCUCACGAGCUUCCACUCUGUCCGGAUGACUGCAGGUGCUCAGAUGCAGAACAGGAGAGCGGGCUGUACCGCUGUGCGAUGCGGAGCAGUCCGGAGGGCAGUUCUGGGCAGGAGGAAGAAGGCACCAAUCGGAGCUUACAUGGUCUGCACAACACACGUAGUACCCUGGUCCAUCCAUCCUCCUUAUCAUCCCUCAGAGGUCAACGGGAUCUUGCACGCUUUCCGGCAGUGCGUCCGCGAGCGGACGAUGAAGUUAGCUCCGGCUCGCUAGCCUCCGUACAUACCAGACAAGAAUUGCGAGUCGAACAAACUGCAGGACAGUUGAACACGUCCUUUGUAUCUGCACCGAUCUGCUCAACAAGACCUUCGCCAAUACGCAGCCACUCAUCUCCUAUCAAGCAUUCUCCUUUCGGGUCUCUGGCAGACGUAAAUAUCGACCGAGCGUGCAAUACCUCCUCGCCUCCGGCGGAAAGCCAGCAUUCCAUGCGCCUUGCAACAAACGCGACCACGGCCAUCAUCUCUCCCUUCGCAUCUACAUCGAAGCGCAGCAUCACCGACUUUUUUGAGCGUGUCAUGCGCGAUGAGCAAGAGAAGCGCGCGCAAAAGAAUACAGAGCGAGUGAGAUUGGCUCCUUCUGUCGCGGAGCGCAGGGAUGAGGUGCAGCUCAGGCCGCGCAGUUCAAAGGGAACUUUGCAAGCGAUUGCCAGUGAUUCAAUCCCUACCGAGUUCCUGCGCGCGACUGACACCGCCAGUUCUUCGUUACUCUUCGAAGCCGAGGGCCGCGAUGGAUCUGAAAAGCUUGGCGGGCAAAAGUUAUCAGCCUACGUUGGGUCACCCGAGUCAAAUGCCAAAUGGAAAAGCUUUGGGCGUGCGUCGGGUGCCUCUUCUCUUCCUUACUCUACGCAAUCGCCCUCUCUCAGCCACACGCCACCGCGAAAUGCACAUCAAAUGGCUAAUCGCGGGCCAAAUGAAAUCGGCAUCCUGAAUGCUAGUCUGCCUACUGCGGGUCCAGAUGCUGUGCAGGAGCAGAUCGAGCGCGCGCUCGGUGGCUCUCGCAGCCCGCACCUUGAGUUACCGAUAGCGCUUGGAAGCGACCGUGCUGUCCUCGGGGAUGAGGAGCCAGGGAUUGGGCUCAAUGCCUACCAGACGCCUGGAUCUCGCGGCAGCAGCCUUAUGCGUCGGCGCUCGGGGCGGUUGGUCCGUUUCAGCCCAAAGCUCGAGUAUCAUUCUCCAACCGGCUCGGAAAGUACCGACUUGGCCUCGCCACAAGCAGACGACAACAGCUUUUCGCGAGAGAUGCGGUCGUUGCAUGAUGCGUUGGAGGACCUCAGCAAAAGUCAUAGCUCGCACAGCCCCGUCAGUGAUCACUUCCUACCGCUCCCGCCACUCGCCGAGCCUCAGCCGCCGAACAUGGACCUGUCUGUGCUAUAUGCGACCGAGGUGCAUGUAGCAGCCAACAGCGCGGCAACGCCUCACAAUGAAAGCCUUGCGUCGAACUUGACGCCGCAGCCGCCAGGGUAUUACAAAUCCCCAUCCAAGUCCAGUUCAAGGUUCUCUCGGCAUAUUCUUCUCAGGCCCAAGAAGCGAGAGGCGCCGGCUAGCGAGCCUGGCCGGGCGUACUUGGAGAGCGGUUCCCGCGUCGACGGUAAUGAUGACGACCGAUCGAAUGACUCUAGCGAUCCGAGCAACGGUGCCGGUCGCAUCGCAUUGACAGUCCCAAGGGCUUCGACACCUCCACUUGCCUCGCCGGCAGCGCAGUCUCCGCUUUUCUCGCAUCUGAGUGGGAUCGAACCGACUUUCUUUUCCGCAGAUGCAGACGCAAAGGUGCCUGACUCUAUACCGAAGACAGAUACAGUGGACAAGAAGCGCUCCACCAGUAUUCGACAGACGAUCCAGCAGCUCGACCAAGCCUUGGAAGCGCUCAAAAGCGUCCAUGUGCGGAAAAUCGAGAUUCCUGUGCCAAUGCAUCGUACCGAGGAUUCACACGCGUCGUCUCAGCCUUUGUUUCGCCAAAGCUCACAUGUGCAAGACGACCAGGGAAAAAUGGCCAAAUCGAUGGACGACUGGUCCGAAGAUGAGAAGCAAGCUGGGAGCAUCGCGCGUCUCGAACGUGCUCGCACGCAGCUGCAGCUGCAACUUUCAGCCAAAGCGCUUGUGCACGCUCAGAGAAAGAGUGACAGUCAUGUGUCGAUGAUCUCUGCAGCACGUCGGGUAGCGCGAAAGGUCGUGGGCCUUCUUUUUGCACUGUGGUUCCUACUGUGGAUCAUCGACUGUCGCGUUCAGAUACUCUUCCAAUCGCUACAUUCCUCUCCAAUUGUGCCCAGCAUGUACAAUGGCGGCCAUCGUUUUUCGUUUGCUCCCAUCUGGUUCAUCGACACCGGCACCGCCUGGCAGCGGGAGCACGACGAAUGGCAGGCGCUUGCGCGAGAAAGCUCGUCCAUUGUCGAGAUGGCGGCUUUGAUAUUCAAAACUCGGAGCUGGCGCUUACUGCAUUUAACCGCGCGAUCCACUUCGCUUGGUGGGGACGAAGCGUUCGCCGGAGUGCUAUCUGAUACUCACAGUUUACCCCGUGCUUUCAUCUAAUUCCGAUACUAGGAGGGCCUGCGAACAUUGAGGAUUCUUGAAAAUGUUGUAUCAUCGUGUGUACUACAUGUGCAAAAAGAACCUGCUCACAACACAUCUGAGCACUCUAUCCCAC